Molecule: messenger RNA, 496 nt
Organism: Bufo bufo (common toad)
Lineage: Eukaryota; Metazoa; Chordata; Amphibia; Anura; Bufonidae
Product: 60S ribosomal protein L13-like
Exons: 4
Coding region: 14-466 (150 amino acids)
Biological process (GO): translation
Cellular component (GO): ribosome; cytosolic large ribosomal subunit
Molecular function (GO): RNA binding; structural constituent of ribosome
Source: RefSeq, a predicted model, not a curated record
GGAUUAAGUCGCCAUGGCCCCCAGCAGGAAUGGCAUGAUCUUGAAGCCUCACUUCCACAAGGACUGGCAGCGGCGAGUGGCCACCUGGUUUAACCAGCCCGCCAGAAAGAUCCGCAGAUCGGUGGCAUUAUUACACUGCCAGAUCAUCACAGAAUCCCUGCAGGCCAAUGUGCAGAGACUGAAAGAGUACCGCUCCAAACUGAUCAUCUUCCCACGCAAACCCUCUGCACCCAAGAAGGGAGACGGCUCUGCUGAAGAAUUGAAGAUGGCCACUCAACUUAAGGGCACAGUCAUGCCUAUCCGCAGUGUGUACAAGAAAGAAAAACCAAGAAUCAUCACAGAGGAAGAGAAGAACUUCAAAGCAUUUGCCAGUCUGUGUAUGGCACGUGCCAAUGCCCGGCUCUUCAGCAUCCGUGCCAAGAGAGCCAAGGAAGCUGCAGAACAGGAUGUGGAGAAGAAAAAAUAAACCUAGAAUUGUUAAUAAAACAAAAUGUUC